Sphenostylis stenocarpa is the source of this 1635-nucleotide messenger RNA. The record is from the annotation of a GenBank genome assembly. NCBI's taxonomy places the organism in Eukaryota, Viridiplantae, Streptophyta, Magnoliopsida, Fabales, Fabaceae.
AUGAUUGUGAUUCACUUCAUUCGUUGUGCAGGAUUUUUGAGUCCUAUGAUGGCAGGUGAUUCUUUUGUGAUUUCCAAUGGCAAUGGCAACGGCAAGUCAGAGCCUCCUCCACGGAGGACAUACCAAGCAGUAGUGAUUGCAACCAGAGAUAUGGGCAUUUCUAAGAAUGGAAAAUUGCCCUGGAAAUUACCCACUGAUCUCAAAUUUUUUGAUGAAAUCACUAGUAUAACGUCUGAUCCGGGGAAGAAGAAUGCCGUUGUGAUGGGUAGAAAAACAUGGGAGAGUAUCCCUCCUGAGAAUAGGCCUUUUCCUGGUCGCCUUAAUGUUGUUCUGACUCGCUCGGGUAGCUUUGAUAUUGCGACAGCAGAGAAUGUUGUCAUAUGUGGAAGUGUGUCUUCUGCUAUGGAAUUGUUGGCUGCUUCUCCAUACUGUCUGUCAAUUGAGAAAGUAUUUCUUAUUGGAGGUGGUGAGACAUUCAGAGAGGCUCUUAAUGCACCUGGAUGUGAAGCUGCCCAUAUUACAGAAAUCGAGGCUAGCAUUGAAUGUGACACUUUUAUGCCUCGAGUUGAUACCUCUCUUUUUCAGCCAUGGUAUUCAUCAUUCCCUUUGGUGGAAAACAACCUCCGCUAUUCUUUCACCACUUAUGUGCGUGUAAGGAGUAGUCCAUCAGAGUCCCUGGAUCAGAAUGCUGAUCCACUUUUUGAUAAUGAUUCAGACUCUUCAAAAUUUGAGGUCGAUAAAUUUUCUUUUCUUCCAAAAAUGAUUUAUGAGAGACAUGAGGAGUUUAAGUAUCUAAGGUUGGUUCAAGAAAUUAUUUCUGAAGGCACAAUGAAGGAAGAUAGGACAGGGACUGGUACCUUGUCGAAAUUUGGUUGCCAGAUGAGGUUUAAUCUGCGCAGAAACUUUCCGAUUCUAACAACCAAGAAAGUAUUUUGGCGAGGGGUUGUUGAAGAGCUUCUUUGGUUUAUCAGCGGCUCAACAAGUGCCAAGGUGCUGCAGGAAAAAGGCAUUCAUAUAUGGGAUGGCAAUGCAUCCAGAGAAUACCUUGAUAGUAUUGGUUUGAGAGAAAGGGAGGAGGGUGACUUAGGACCUGUUUAUGGGUUUCAGUGGAGGCACUUCGGAGCCAAGUAUACUGACAUGCAUGCUGACUACUCUGGCCAAGGAUUUGAUCAGCUUUUAGAUGUUAUUAACAAGAUAAAGCAUAAUCCUGAUGAUCGUCGGAUCAUUCUUUCAGCUUGGAAUCCAUCUGAUCUUAAAUUGAUGGCACUUCCCCCCUGCCACAUGUUUGCGCAGUUCUAUGUAGCAAAUGGGGAGUUAUCGUGUCAAAUGUAUCAGCGAUCUGCAGACAUGGGCCUGGGAGUGCCAUUUAAUAUUGCAUCUUAUGCUCUCCUGACGUGCAUGAUUGCUCAUGUUUGUGACCUUGUUCCUGGCGAUUUUAUCCAUGUUAUUGGGGAUGCGCAUGUUUACCGUAAUCAUGUGAGACCUUUGCAGGAACAGCUUCAGAAUCAACCAAAACCUUUUCCGAUUUUGAAGAUAAACCCAAAGAAGAAAGAUAUAGAUUCUUUUGUUGCUACUGAUUUCAAGCUAGUAGGAUAUGAUCCUCACCAGAAGAUAGCAAUGAAGAUGGCUGUUUAG